Messenger RNA from Austrofundulus limnaeus, 3440 nucleotides. It is a transcript of the gene cdh22, whose product is annotated as cadherin 22. The record is from RefSeq and is a predicted model, not a curated record. Gene Ontology annotation, cellular component: catenin complex; plasma membrane; adherens junction. Gene Ontology annotation, biological process: multicellular organism development; adherens junction organization; cell morphogenesis. Gene Ontology annotation, molecular function: cadherin binding; beta-catenin binding; calcium ion binding. Lineage: Eukaryota; Metazoa; Chordata; Actinopteri; Cyprinodontiformes; Rivulidae.
AUCCAUACAGACUCAGAUGAAGGCGAGGGCAACAUCAAAUACACCAUCUCUGGAGAGGGAGCAGGUUCCAUCUUCAUCAUUGACGAGCUCACAGGAGACAUACAUGCCACGCAGAGACUGGACCGAGAAGAGAAGGCUUUUUACACACUCCGGGCUCAAGCUCGAGAUCGUCUCAGCAAUGAUCCACUUGAACCAGAGUCGGAGUUUGUUAUUAAGGUCCAGGACAUCAAUGACAGUGAGCCCCAGUUCUUGGAAGGCCCAUAUAUUGGCAGCGUGGCAGAACUCUCACCCAUAGGAACGUCUGUUAUGAAGGUUACUGCAUCUGAUGCUGAUGACCCCACAUACGGCAGCAGCGCCAGAGUGGUUUAUAGUGUGCUGGAUGGAGAAAAGUUCUUCACUGUUGAGAGACACACAGGAAUAAUCAUGACAGCAGUGGCAGAUUUGGACCGUGAGACACAAGAUCGUUAUGAGCUUGUCGUCAAGGCAACAGACAUGGCUGGACAAAUGGGUGGUCUCUCGGGCUCCACCACGGUGACCAUAGUGAUCACAGACGUUAAUGACAACCCGCCGCGCUUCCCACAGAAGAUGUACCAGUUUUCAGUGUCGGAGGGAGCAGCUGUGGGGACACCGGUCGGACGUGUCAUUGCUACAGAUGCAGACAUGGGGGAAAACACAGAUAUGAGCUAUCUGAUCAAAGAAGGAGGAGAGCUAUUCAAGGUUACAACAGAUGCAGAGACACAGGAAGCUGUUGUCUCCAUCAAGAAGCUCCUAGAUUUUGAGAGCAAGCGGACACACAAUGUGGUUGUAGAAGCUGUAAAUAAGCAUGUUGAUCCUCGUUUUGUGGACCUGGGCUCUUUCCGAGACCAGACCAUUGUUCGUGUGAGUGUGUCGGACAUAGAUGAGCCACCCAUAUUUCAACCUGCCGAUGGCACUACAAUGGAAGUUCAAGAGGAUGCCAAAGUCGGUUCUGUGGUAGGGAUUGUCACAGCCCGGGAUCCAGAUGUGACAAAUAAAAAAGUGAGGUUAACCAUUGAUCGGACAACAGACCAGGACCUGAUCUUUCACAUUGAUCCUGACUCAGGUGCCAUUACACUGGGGAAGAUUUUGGACCGAGAGACAGCGGGGUGGCACAACAUCACUGUGAAGGCUGUAGAAGCAGAUAACCACUCCAUGGUGUCCUACUCCCCAGUGAGCAUUCGUAUUCUGGAUGUAAAUGACAAUCCUCCAGAAUUGGCUACACCAUAUGAAGCCUCGGUAUGUGAAGAUGCCAAACCUGGCCAGCUUAUUCACACCAUCAGUGUGGUGGAUAAAGAUGAACCACAGUCCGGGCAUCGAUUCCUCUUCACUUUAGCUCCAGAUGCCGCCAGCAGUCGUCACUUCACUUUAUGGGAUGUCAAAGACGACACAGCUGGCAUCCGCACCCAGAGGUCAGGCUUUAACCGCCACGAACAGAAUGUGUACUUCCUGCCCAUUCUUGUGGUUGACAGUGGGCCCCCCUCCCUCAGCUCAACAGGCACCCUGACCAUCCACGUCUGUGGCUGUGACACAGAAGGAGCCAUCCAAUCUUGUAAUGCAACAGCCUAUGUAAUGAGUGCGGCACUCAGUCCUGGGGCUCUUAUCGCACUCUUGGUCUGCAUGCUCAUCCUUAUAGUUCUUGUCUUGCUCAUCCUUACGCUGAAACGCCACAGGAAAGGCCAGAGGAUGGCAGAGGACGAGGAGGACAUGAGGGAUAAUGUCAUCAAGUACAAUGACGAGGGUGGCGGGGAGCAGGACACCGAGGCAUACGACAUGAGUGCUUUGAGGAACCUCUAUGACUUCCCAGAGGCCAAGACUUGCGAUUCUGGCCCGGACAUCCGUUCGCUGCCACAGUGGAUUCAAGCGAACAGAGUGAGCCUUGGUGCAGACGGAGCAACAGCAGCAGCAGCAACAACAGACUUCUCUCUGUUCAAAGGCUACAUACGAAAAAAAGUGGAGCAGGCUGACGCUGAUCUGACGGUGCCGCCGUAUGACUCCUUCCAGACAUACGCAUUUGAAGGCGCCAGCUCACCUGCACUUUCACUCAGUUCAAUCCACACACUGUCGAACACCUCGGAGCAGGAUUUCUCUUACCUCCAUGACUGGGGACCCCGCUUCAGGCAACUCGCAGGCUACUACGCGCCAGGAAACCGUGAGGAGGAUGGGUCCUAGCACAGCUUCUUAUCUAAAGAGAGACAGUUAAACUCUCUUCUCCUUUUUCUAGCUCCCUCUGGUACUCGACUGUCACUAUCAGAGUGAAAUCUGUGUACUCAAUGAAGCUAGAGUACCGCCCCUUGAUAUUAUUUUGAAAGUUUCUACGUGCAGGCUUUAAACCCAUUUGGACUAGUUUGUGUUUUCUUUUACAUCCCUACCCCCAUUUGAAAAUUAAGGAUUUCAGUUUUUAACUGUUAUUUUAGUACUAUUAUGGGAAAGUUGGACAGUAAAAAAACUUAGCGUGAAGCUGUUUCCUAAAAGGAAAACCUUCAUGAUAAGAUAUGACAGUAAGAGGGACAGCAGUCCUAAUCUAGGAUUCAGCGAACAGAGGAAAAUACUUGUAUUUAAAAGGAGGGAAAUUUAUUUAUUUAUUUAUUUAUUUGUUUCUAUAUUUAUUAUUGCCCCAAUUACACUGAUAACAGUAACAAACUGGUAUUACGUGCUACAGGAACAAAAAAGGGAACAUUACAAAGGACAUUACAAAGGACGAGACUACAAAAAGCAACUGCUUUGCCCCAUUGUUGGUGCAGUACAAAAAAAAAGAAAAUAAAAAUGUGUAGAGCAUAUGAAAAAUUACACUGUUAAAAAAUAUUUGUAUUUAUUUUCUAUGGUAAUUUUUGUAAAAUAAAAGGGAAGAUAAACAUAUGGUAAGCAACCGUAAAGGGACAGAGAACCGCAGCAUCAUGAGCUGAGUCAGAACAGAUUCCCUUGCUGUAUUUUACUGAUUCUCAAGGUGGGAAUUCUGAAGGUGGGAAACUGUGGACAAUUGUGUGUUAACAAUGUCUUUUCUUACCCUUUCCACAGCCAUUUGUAAGGCAAUAAGGCACAAACCGCAGCAGUGAUAUAAAAUAAAGAAGAAAACAAUUUAAAAAAACACUAUGGAGUUGGCUGAUGGCCAGCUUUGUGCCACGGGGAGCCAGUCUAUUCCAGUUUUUGUGUGAAUGUGUACAAUAUGUUGAAUUAAUUUUGUACGUUAAGAUGUUUGGUUCAGUUUUGAAUACUUUGUUUACUUUUGGGCGAGGGAAAUAAUAUCUGUUCCGGCAUAACAAUUGUGUUCAAACAGUGAGGACAGGUUUAUGCGGCAACACAUAAUGAAUUGAUAACAUUCACCUGAUAUCCCAACGUAUUCCAUGUUGACCUUAACUUGCAAAUGUAUGGAAAGUAUUAAAAAAAGACCAAUAAAUAUUUAACUUUUUUUUGGUAAAUCUCAA